This is a messenger RNA of Racocetra fulgida, 393 nucleotides long. Lineage: Eukaryota; Fungi; Glomeromycota; Glomeromycetes; Diversisporales; Gigasporaceae. The record is from the annotation of a GenBank genome assembly.
AUGAAUGAAAUUUUCCAUAUUUUACCCACUGACUGGGAAAUGUUAUAUAUUGGACAUUGUGCUCAAGAGGAUAUUGGUGAAUUUAUAGCCGAAACAACUUCUAACUUUAAAUUAUACAAAUCUACAAGACCGCCUUGUUUACAUGCCUAUGGCAUCACAUCUUCCGGUGCUCGCAAGCUUCUAAAAGAACUUAUCAACCCAUCAGAGCCGAUUGAUGUAGAGAUAAUCCGGAAGAUUACCUCAGGGAUCAUUACUUCAUAUAGUUUGGAACCAAAAGCCAUCGUACAAUGGAAAUCUAGCGAUAAUCCAUCAGAUGUCUCUCCUGGCGACUUUCAGUGGACAUAUCCUUUAAAAAAUUCUACUUUACAUUCCCUUGGAUAUAAAGAAACAUGA